Molecule: messenger RNA, 276 nt
Organism: Emericellopsis cladophorae
Lineage: Eukaryota; Fungi; Ascomycota; Sordariomycetes; Hypocreales; Bionectriaceae
Exons: 4
Coding region: 1-276 (91 amino acids)
Source: RefSeq, a predicted model, not a curated record
AUGCGCUCUACCGCCGCUCUCCGGAUGUUUCGUGCCACGCCGCGCAUGAUGCGUGCUCCUCCUAAGGAGGACCAGGCCGGUCACACCAUCUCGCAGCGUCUCAGGAAGCUCAAGUCCAUCCCUCUCGAGCUCUACCCCCUCGCUGUCGUCGUUGGAUUUGCCGUGUUCGCUGCCGGCUACUCGAGCGUUCGCAAAUUCAUGGUCGACAAGAACCUUCGUCUUGCCCGCCAGGGCCCCGGUGCUCGCACCGAGAGCCACGACAGCUCCGACCACUAG